AUGGCUCGCGUCAAGCAGGGCGUAUUUUCAUGGGAGGAUGUGCUGGCCCAGCGGUACCAGAGUGAGUUCACCCUUUUCGUUCGCUUCUAUCUUUCUUUUCCAAUGGACUUUCCAGGCAACAAACCUCCGCCGCUCCCCCGCACGCCUCGGGUACCAUCUCCGCCGCAGCCUCAACCCCAGAGUCGCCUUCUCGCCCGACUGUCGCCCGAGCUGCGGCUCAUGAUCUGGGAGUUUGUCCUGGGCGGACACAAGCUGCACAUUAUCCAGCGCGGUGGCCGGCGACUCGGACAUGUCGUCUGCCCCGACGAAGAGAGCUGCGAGAUCUGCCAUGGGAAUGGCAUUGCGCAGCCUGUGAAAGAGGCCGGCCCGGUCUUCUCGAGACCCGGCCGGGAUAAUAUCCUCGCUCUGCCAUUGGCAUGUAGACAAAUGUAUGUACCUUCCGCCAUUCUUUCUUGGGUUGCGUAUAGUUUAUACUUUGUACCUACUUACCGACCCUCCCUAAGGUACUCCGAAAGCAUCCACCUCCUCUAUUCCCUCAACACCUUCGAAUUCAGCAUCCCCUGGACCCUCCCCUACCUCCGCCCCGCCAUCCCCCGCGCCCACUGGACCUCCAUCCGCGACGUCGAGCUGCGCUGGUCUUUCCCGGGCCACUGGCUACCCAGUAAAGACCCGGUGCGCGCGGUAUACGUAUCAGCCGGACGGGCCCAAUGGCUCGAAACAUGUCGCACUGUGAGAAGACUGCCAGCCCUGAAGUCGUUCGUGCUCGUACUAGCGAGUACGUGGUUCUGCGAGCCUGUGGAGAAACUGGCUGUGUUUCUAGACCCAUUAAAAGAGAUACUGGCUCACAAACACAUCCACAACCCGAUCUAUGGAUUGGUGGAUGAUACGACGUUUUGUAGCGAGGACGAACUAUUACUACUUGACUCAGAUGUGGAGCAUGACUCGGACUCCAGCGGGAGUUAUAGAUGGCGAUCGUCGCCGUCGUCUUUGUCCUCUUUGUCGUUAUCGCUUGACGAUGCUCCAAGCAAAAAUGAGGAUCUGCGCUGCUGCAACGAUGAUUCACUUUGUAUAUGGGAGCUCCGCCUGCAAGGCCAGUCAUACUAUGGCCAUGAGCUCAAGCAUGUGGAGGAGGAUUUGCGACGGAGAGGUAUUGGGUGCUGGAUUUCCGCGGUGUGA
Penicillium lagena is the source of this 1176-nucleotide messenger RNA. RefSeq lists its product as uncharacterized. The record is from RefSeq and is a predicted model, not a curated record. The coding region runs from base 1 to 1176 and encodes 391 amino acids. NCBI's taxonomy places the organism in Eukaryota, Fungi, Ascomycota, Eurotiomycetes, Eurotiales, Aspergillaceae. The transcript has a single exon.